CAGCUCCUUACUGGGAUAGGGUUUCACUCCCUCUUGGGUGUAGAGGAGGGCAGGCACUUGGACACUCUCUUGAAUACUUUCAACUCUUCUCCUUCUUUUCUUCUUCUCUAAUUCCUGAGGAUUCUACUGAGGCUCUAGGUAUGCCUCUCUCAACUCCCGCCCCGCCUAACAAGAUGAAGAAGGCCAACAAGAUCAUUACUGAUCUGACCAACAUCACCCAGGAUGAUGAAGAGUCGGACCCUGAGGCAUCAGAGUUUGAUCUGGGCACUAAGAUCAAGACUCCUAAAGAUACCAUGCUGGAGGAAUUGUCUCUUAUGACCAACAAGGGAUCCAAGAUGUUCAGGAUGAGACAACAGAGGGUGGAACGCUUCAUCGUCACCAACGAGAAUAUGCAGAAUCUCCAGAACCUGAUUCCGUCCUUGGGGUGUGAAAUGACGGCCCCAGCACCCGAGCCUGAACCUGAGCACAUAGAGGAGGAGGUGUUGGAUAAGGAGGCGGAGAAAGAAAAGAGGAGGCAGCAGUAUGUGCGUACUUAUGUGUCUCCAUGGGAACGGGCCAUGAGGGGAGACGAGUCUCUGACCGCCACCAUGCACCACUGCAUGGCUGGACCACACACUCCCCACGACAUGCCCAAGUUCAAGAGCUUCAACAGGUCGGCCCUGCCCUAUGGCGGCUCUGAGAAGGCGGGAGGCCACAUGACCUUCGAGCCUCCCGAGAUCGUAUUCGCCCCAGUGGAGCCGGAGCCUCUUCCCUCCCUGCAGAUGGACAUUAGGUCCCGCCCCUCGUUCAACCGCACCCCCAUCGGUUGGGUGUGCAACCCGGAGGACAACUCACACAUCCACAUGCAGUUGGACAACAUGCUGCCCUUCGACGGAGAGACGGACGAUCUAUAGACACACACACACACACACUCACACUGAGGUACUGUAGA
Molecule: messenger RNA, 931 nt
Organism: Coregonus clupeaformis (lake whitefish)
Lineage: Eukaryota; Metazoa; Chordata; Actinopteri; Salmoniformes; Salmonidae
Product: myozenin-1
Exons: 6
Coding region: 141-893 (250 amino acids)
Cellular component (GO): Z disc; actin cytoskeleton
Molecular function (GO): actin binding; telethonin binding; FATZ binding
Source: RefSeq, a predicted model, not a curated record